Messenger RNA from Mollisia scopiformis, 2558 nucleotides. RefSeq lists its product as uncharacterized. Lineage: Eukaryota; Fungi; Ascomycota; Leotiomycetes; Helotiales; Mollisiaceae. Gene Ontology annotation, biological process: transmembrane transport; carbohydrate transport. The transcript has 6 exons. The coding region runs from base 1 to 2244 and encodes 747 amino acids. Gene Ontology annotation, cellular component: membrane. The record is from RefSeq and is a predicted model, not a curated record. Gene Ontology annotation, molecular function: carbohydrate:proton symporter activity.
AUGCUUAUCUUCCCAAAGGCAAAUAGACGGAACGCCAACAACUCGCAAGUUGGCAGCAGAAUGGGGCUGUGGUGGAGUCCCUCCUACUCUUUCAAUAUUCCUCCCUCAAAGACUCCCCGACGGCUCCCUGCUAAUAUCCCACUUCGAACCUUAUCUACCCAAGCAUCGAAUUCCGAUUCAGCUGCUCUGCUGGGCUCCAACGAAAAGCAGGGCCGCCGGUCAUCUCUAUCCAGGUCCUCCUCACCUGGCUCUGAAUUCUCCUGGGACGACGGCGAUCUUGGUCUACAGAUAGACGCCGAGGACCCAUUACACAGCAAGUUACGAGCCUCGUUAGAAGAACAGGUGUUUGGUGGUUCUUCGAGACGGACCCCCCGGCAGAAGCAGGUUCGCUAUCAAGAAGACCCUGAGGACGAUACCGAGGAAGAAAAACACAAUCGUGGAGUCGUUAAAGAGGAUAUUCGAAUUCCAGAACCGGCUCCACGCUAUAUCUCACGAGUAGAGCAUAUCCUAGCCGCCAUCAUGUCUGGAGGGGAAAGGCAGAUGCAUGGCCUGACCGGCAAGCCCUUGGUAUACUUUACCAGUGUAUUUGUAUCCUUAGGUGUGUUUCUCUUUGGAUACGAUCAAGGUGUGAUGUCGGGCAUCAUCACGGGCCCAUUCUUCAAAGAUUACUUCAAUCAGCCCACACGAGCCGAAGUGGGGACUAUGGUAGCGAUUCUCGAAAUUGGAGCUUUCUGUUCUUCACUGGUGGUAGGACGAGUAGGUGAUAUUAUCGGCCGACGGAGAACUAUAUUCUAUGGCUCUUGCAUAUUCUUUACCGGCGGUGCUUUACAGAGUUUCGCGAAUGGCAUGCCAAUGAUGCUAUUGGGUAGAAUCAUUGCAGGUGUUGGUGUUGGCAUGCUUUCAACAAUUGUCCCUGUCUAUCAGUCCGAAAUUUCACCUCCACACAACCGCGGCAAGUUGGCGUGUAUCGAGUUCACGGGCAAUAUCACAGGAUAUGCUACUUCUGUCUGGGUGGAUUACUUUUGCAGCUACAUCAACAGCAACUAUUCGUGGAGAAUUCCUUUGUUGAUGCAAUGUGUUAUGGGAGCUCUGCUAGGGUUCGGAAGUUUGGUCAUUGUCGAAUCACCAAGAUGGCUCUUGGACAAUGACCAUGAUGAAGAAGGUAUUGUUGUGAUAGCCAAUCUUUACGGAGGUGGUGACAUUCACAAUGCCAAAGCCCGUGACGAAUACCGCGAAAUUAAAAUGGAUGUCUUACUGCAAAGACAAGAAGGUGAAAAGUCUUACCGAGAUAUGUUCCGACGAUACCGUACUCGAGUCUUUAUCGCCAUGUCCGCUCAAGCUUUUGCUCAGCUCAAUGGUAUCAACGUCAUUUCUUACUAUGCGCCUUAUGUCUUCGAAUCUGCCGGCUGGGUUGGACGAUCAGCAAUUCUGAUGACCGGUAUAAACGCUAUAACGUAUCUUAUGUCCUCAGUACCACCAUGGUAUCUUGUUGACAGGUGGGGUCGUCGCUUCAUUCUGCUUAGCGGUGCUGUUGCUAUGGUCAUUUCUCUGUCACUAAUCUCGUACUUCUUAUAUCUCGAUGUUAAAAUCACGCCUACACUGGUUGUCAUAUUCGUCAUGAUAUACAACGCCGCAUUUGGAUACAGUUGGGGACCUAUUCCUUGGCUCUACCCACCUGAGAUUCUACCUCUGAGCAUUCGUUCAAAGGGUGCCAGUCUGUCAACGGCAACUAAUUGGGCUUUCAACUGGCUCGUUGGAGAGAUGACACCUGUGUUACAAGAGUGGAUUACAUGGCGUCUUUACCUCGUGCACGCAUUUUUCUGUGCUACGAGUUUCAUAGUUGUAUAUUUCAUAUAUCCCGAGACGGCUGGUGUAAGAUUAGAGGAUAUGGACACGCUUUUUGGUGAUGCUACGACAGCUAUGCCAACACCAGCAACUCGAGCUGAGACUGGCUCCCUAAUGGGAGGGUCACCAGUUCCAUCAAUGGAUCUUCGACGAGGAAUCGUAGGACAGAUGAAUGGCGGCCUCGGACCCUCAAACGCCAUUCCAGGACUGGACAUCGAUCCACCACAUGUGAACAUCAAGAACGGAAAACCACAAUAUGGAGACGAGGAUUCGACGAGCGAGGGAGUCGGUGGUUGGAUUUCUCGCAUGGUUAACAAAAACAAAGGAGAGGAGGGAAGCAUUAAGAGCGGAAAAUACAAGCCUCUAGACCAGGACGAAGAUGAGGAUGGCAAUGUAUAAUACACAAGCAUUGCUGGCUUGACUCGCAAGCCAUGAAUAGAUCUGGGCAUAUCGAUAGAAAGCGGGCGUACAGGUGCUCUCUUCAAACUUGACUGAUGAAUUAGUCCUGUCAAGCUGAGCUUGGAUAUUGGUAGAUUGAAUGUACAUCUUUAAGGGUCCAAUGCUCUGAACAUCGGAUGAACAAUUUGAGGGUGUGAAUGUCCGUCUUGAUCAGAGCGUCUAUGGGUAUGAUGAUCUCUGUUCUAGCCAGAUUGUACCUAAUAUCGAGGCAACGCAGAGAUAGCAUAAAUUUAACAAUUGUAGCAAAGGUCAAC